Molecule: messenger RNA, 2049 nt
Organism: Eurypyga helias (sunbittern)
Lineage: Eukaryota; Metazoa; Chordata; Aves; Eurypygiformes; Eurypygidae
Gene: SPARCL1
Product: SPARC-like 1 (hevin)
Exons: 10
Coding region: 1-2049 (682 amino acids)
Biological process (GO): anatomical structure development
Molecular function (GO): calcium ion binding; extracellular matrix binding; protein binding
Source: RefSeq, a predicted model, not a curated record
AUGAAGGCUGUAGCUCUCUUCAUUUGUCUUGUAGGAUCAGCUUUUGCUAUUCCAACCCAUACCUUAAACUACCAGCUUGGAAACCAUGGGCAGAAAAAUCCAGAAAAGACUGAAGAUAUUCAUCCUGACGACCCAAAGGAAGAGAAUGCAGGGUAUGUAGACAAGGGUGAUUUGCUGCUCAGUCACAAAAAUCUAAAAGCAGAGGUGUCAGUACCAGACACUGAGGACAGGGACGAGUCCCUGACCUCUAGAAAACAAGGAAGAAAUGGAAGUGAUCAUCAAGUGAAAAACACCCUAAAAAGCAUCAAUUUCCUUGCACAGCACAAUAAACCAGGUUUGGCUGAUAGCCAGGACAGUGAGCCUGGAGGCAGUGGCAGAGAACACUUCAGCUCUGAGCAUUACCAGUUCAGGAGGCAUGAGAAGCACAGCAACACUGCCAACCAACAUGUCCUGGGCAAUGCAGAAAAUCCAGUGGAUGCCCUGAGUCUCGAUCAUGAGCAUAACACGUGGAAAUAUAAUAAAAAUAUGGUUGGCCUAUCUGAAAAAAACAGUGACAGUGAUGAAGAUGUGGAAGAUGAUGAUGAGGAAUGGGGUGAAGAAGCUGAUUACAGAGAUACGAAGCACAAAGGCCACCAGACAAACCAAGGUAGCCAACACAAAAGGCAGCAAAAUGAAAACAGUAUGCAAUCUGAUGAAAUCGUGAGAGAUUCCAGUCAACCAAUUCGGAUAACCAAGAGACAUGGUGAGAAAUUUGACCUAGAGGAAGAAGAGAGGGAGAAGAGCCAGAAAAAGCCCUAUGAAGAAGAAAUUCCCCUCUCUCAAAAAACCCAUAACAAAGAUCAGGAUGACAAACACCAAGGCCAAGAGAGGAAAGACAAUAUUCAAGUAAACUAUCAGAAAGAUCACAACACAGUGGUGAAAAGACAAGAUACAGAGGACAGUAAUGUUGAUGAUGAUGAUGGUCAUGACAGUGGUGAUGUUGAUGGUGGGGAAGAUCUCAGCAAUACCUGGAAAGAAGCAGCUUAUGAGGAAGAUGAGAGAAUCCAGAACAACGACCAGGAGAGCACCAGUACUGAGCAUGAAGGGGAAGUAACCACUGAGGAAGACACUGCAGUCCACAGAGAAACCAAGGAUUACCAAGAUGUCAAGAUUGAAGACCUUGUUCACUCUGAACACGAUGAUAAUGACCAGGAGCCACCAAAUUCUGACCGUGGACAACACCUGGAAAUGAGUAGCUCUGUUCAGAGCAUGAAUUCAAUGGAAAGUGAAGAUAAGGUCAAGACUACAGGCAGUUCCUAUGGUGAGGUGGAAAGUGCAAGCCACGGGAGUGAGGAGGCUCUCCUGGACCCAUGCAGGAACUUCCACUGCAAAAGAGGUAAAGUCUGCCAUGCGGACAAACAAGGGAAACCCAGCUGUAUUUGCCAAGAUCCUGCUGCUUGCCCUUCCACCAAAGACUAUGAGCAUGUUUGCGGUACGGAUAAUAAGACUUAUGAUGGCACAUGUCAACUCUUUGGCACCAAAUGUAGACUUGAAGGGACAAAAAUGGGACGCCAGCUGCACCUAGACUAUAUGGGCUCCUGCAAAUACAUCCCCCACUGUACUGAUUAUGAAGUGGAUCAGUUCCCCCUCCGGAUGCGAGACUGGCUCAAAAACAUCCUUAUGCAAUAUUAUGAACGUGAUCUGGAUACCUCUGGAUUUCUAACUGAAAAGCAAAGGAGUAAGGUCAAAAAAAUCUACCAGAACGACAAGCGCCUCAUGGCUGGUGACCACGCAGUUGAGCUGCUCCUGCAUGACUUUGAGAAAAAUUAUCACAUGUAUGUGUACCCUGUGCACUGGCAGUUUUAUCAGCUCGAUCAGCACCCUGUUGACAGAUUAUUAACACACUCUGAGCUCGCGCCUUUGAGAGCCUCCCUUGUUCCCAUGGAACAUUGCAUAACCCGUUUCUUCCAAGAGUGCGAUGGAGACCAAGACAAACUCAUUGCUUUGAAGGAAUGGUGCCACUGCUUUGGGAUUAAGGAAGAAGACAUAAAUGAAAAUCUCCUGUUCUGA